AACAAAAACACUAUCAACUCAUUUCCAAAACAUCAUACAACAACAGAGAUCAUAUUCCUCUUAAAAAAACAAAACCUUUUAAAUUGUUUCUGUACUAAUACUAACUUAGUACUUUGUCUGAGACCAUAAAUAAGGAGUAAAUAUGGUGAAAUCAAACGUGGAAAAAACUGCGGCGGAAAGAAGUGAUUCUUCAUUAUACAGAGGAGUAAGAAAGAGGAAGUGGGGAAAAUAUGUUUCUGAAAUUAGAUUACCAAACAGCCGCCAAAGAAUAUGGUUGGGAUCAUUUGACACAGCCGAAAAAGCGGCGCGUGCAUUCGACGCUGCUACUUUCUGCUUACGUGGCAGUGGUGCUAAGUUUAAUUUCCCUAGUAAUCCGCCGGAUAUUCCCGGGACAAGCUCCAUGACCCAUUCUGAGAUUCAAGCUGCUGCAACCCGUUUUGCAUAUUCGGAGCCCCGUAAUGAGAAUUCGGGUCGACCCGAUAAUGAAAUUAUUGAAACACCGUCCUCGUCUGAGGUAACUGCAUUGUUGCCUAUGGAGAUGCCGUCUCCUGCUCUCUCCGAGACAACGGUUCAGACGGAGAGUGACGUUACAGAUAAUGGGUUGUUCAAGGACCUGUUUUCAGAAACUGGGUCGGGUUACUCAAUGUUUCCGGGUUUUGAUGAUUUUUGUGGUGAAUUCUAUUUGCCUGAGAUGACAAAUUUUGAUUACGAAGAAGAGAACAUGGAUGGGGUGAUAGUUUUGGAUACCUUCUUAUGGGAUUUCUAAGUAAUUCCAUACGGUUGCGGGUUGUUUUAGUAUACCCGAAACUAUGAAACGUUGUCAAGUUUUUAUACAGAGAUUAAGGUUUUAAUUUUUGUGGAUAUCUUUGAGGAUAUAUAUAUGAAUCAUGAAACAAUGUAAAGUGGUCUGAUGAUGUAAUUUUUUUUUGUUCCAUUCUUUGAUUUAUAAAGGGGCUGCUAACUUAGACCCAGUUGGGUCUAACACUAUGUUUGGAUGUCAAAGAGAUAGGGAAGAGAGAAAUAGUGAAGAGAGAAAUAAGUGAGAAGAGAGAUAGAAGAGAAAUUGGAUAGAAAUUUUAUAUGGUUUGGAUGAAUAGAAAAGUGAGAAGAGAGAAAUUAAUAAAAAUGAGAAAAUAACAAAUUUACCCUUUUCUACAAGAAAAUAAAUUAGUUGAAUGAGGGUAUUAUUGUAAAAUUGUUUAUUUCACUUCUUGUCACACAAAUCUCUCCUAAUAUGGAGAGAUUUAUUUUUGGCAGUUAUUAACCAUUAUAUUUCUCUCUUUCCUUA
Messenger RNA from Trifolium pratense (red clover), 1288 nucleotides. Its product is annotated as ethylene-responsive transcription factor ERF017-like. The transcript has a single exon. The record is from RefSeq and is a predicted model, not a curated record. Gene Ontology annotation, molecular function: DNA-binding transcription factor activity; DNA binding. Lineage: Eukaryota; Viridiplantae; Streptophyta; Magnoliopsida; Fabales; Fabaceae. Bases 143 to 766 code for a protein of 207 amino acids. Gene Ontology annotation, biological process: regulation of DNA-templated transcription.